Molecule: messenger RNA, 657 nt
Organism: Sphaerodactylus townsendi
Lineage: Eukaryota; Metazoa; Chordata; Lepidosauria; Squamata; Sphaerodactylidae
Gene: TXNDC17
Product: thioredoxin domain containing 17
Exons: 4
Coding region: 79-456 (125 amino acids)
Cellular component (GO): cytosol
Molecular function (GO): protein-disulfide reductase [NAD(P)H] activity
Source: RefSeq, a predicted model, not a curated record
CCAGGCCGCCUUAAUUCAGGAAGCGUCGCCAGCCUUCUCUAACCAGUGCCGCUUCCGCCUUUCUAGUUCAUCUUCGCCAUGAGUUGCAACGAGGUGUCAGUGCGGGGUUAUGCCGAGUUCGAGCAGACCUGCCUCGAGCAACAGCGGCGGGGGCGGACCGUUUUCGCCUACUUCAGCGGCGACAAGGAUCCCGCGAGUGGCGCCAGUUGGUGCCCGGAUUGCGUGAAAGCCGAGCCAAUUGUGCGAGCUGAGCUCCUUAACAUGCCAGAAGCAUCUGUAUUCAUUUACUGCCAAGUUGGAAACAGAACAUACUGGAAAGAUCCAAACAACGAAUUCAGAAAGAAGCUUAAACUCACUGGUGUGCCUACAUUGCUUAAAUACGGAACUCCUCAGAAGUUGGUGGAAGACGAAUGCUUUAAAUCCGACCUUGUGCGUAUGCUGUUCACAGAAGACUGAAUCUGUUUUGCAUUCAUCAAGAUGCUACCAUCCGUUAAGCUGCUCAAAGUAUCUCAUAAAGAAUCAUGCUCCCAUUUUUGCAGUAUCUGGAAUACAUUUGUAUUAAGUAACGCUCAAAUGCAGGUAGGGCAUAAUGGUGUACAAGUAUCUUGUGAUCUGGAAAUGGGUUAAUUUAAAUAAAUGCUUGGAUUCCUUUAAACA